Molecule: messenger RNA, 3643 nt
Organism: Phlebotomus papatasi
Lineage: Eukaryota; Metazoa; Arthropoda; Insecta; Diptera; Psychodidae
Gene: kz
Product: probable ATP-dependent RNA helicase kurz
Exons: 5
Coding region: 1-3522 (1173 amino acids)
Biological process (GO): maturation of SSU-rRNA from tricistronic rRNA transcript (SSU-rRNA, 5.8S rRNA, LSU-rRNA)
Cellular component (GO): intracellular anatomical structure; nucleolus
Molecular function (GO): RNA binding; ATP binding
Source: RefSeq, a predicted model, not a curated record
AUGGGCAAAAAGAAAUUCAGUGCCAGGAGAAAGCAGGAUGUCCAGUACAUCACGGACAACACUGAAACGAAGAAGAUCAAGGUGGACUUUGGGAAAGACACAGCAAAUGGUCAGGAAUAUGAUGAAAGCAAUGCCUUGGUUAUUCCAUCGAAGAAGCGGCAGACAAAGGCUCAAUUCCACGAGAAGAAAAUCACGAGGAUUCUCUCGAAGAAACAGAGGAAGAACCUGGAGAAAAUCGUGGAUAAGAAGCUGAAGAAGGAAAAUAGAUCUACGCUUUUGGAGAACUUAUCGAGUGUUCAACUUCCUGCAGAAGAAAUCAAGCAGUUGGUAUCUAUUACUGCGGUUCAGACAAGUGGUCUUAGGAAAUUCUCUUCAGACGUGGAUAGGGGUCCAGUACAGGAAGAGGGAAAGGCGCAUGGGAAGCUUAGCAGUAUCGCAGGAAGUAGGAAAAGAAAGGUAAUUGAAGUGGCUGAAGAGGAGGAGUCUGAGGAUAAAUCUGGUAAAGAUGAAGAUUCAAAGAAGCCACGGGGAGUUGAGGAAGGUUUCUACUCCUCCUCCGAUGGGCAAAGUGAUCCAGAAGAGGUAGAAGAAAAAGAAGAAAUUAGGCCUAAAAAGGAAAUACUGAAUGUUUCCAAGAAUUUAAGCUUCACAGUUGAGGAUCUUGGGGACGAUGUGAGACUUCCGGAGAAUGGAAUACCAUCCACAGUGAAUCCCUUCAAAGUUACAGAUUUGGUCAAGGAAGAGCCGAAAAAGCAGAUGCCAUCGAAGCCUGCGGUGUAUAUUCAUCUGGAGAGAGAUCCAGAGAUUCAAGCAGCAAGGCUGAAGCUCCCAAUUCUCGGGGAGGAGCAGGUGGUAAUGGAAGCAAUCAGUGAGAAUGAUGUAGUGAUCCUGGCUGGAGAAACUGGCAGCGGGAAGACCACACAAGUUCCGCAGUUUCUCUACGAAGCCGGAUAUGCCGAAGGGAAACUGAUUGGGAUCACAGAACCUCGCCGUGUGGCUGCAAUCUCAAUGUCCAAGCGUGUAGCUCAGGAAAUGAACUUGAGUCAGGAUGUUGUGUCCUAUCUAAUUCGCUUCGAGGGUAAUACAACGGCGCAGACAAAAGUGAAGUUCAUGACGGAUGGAGUUCUCCUGAAAGAGAUGGAGCGGGAUUUUGAGCUCAGCAAGUAUUCGGUGAUUAUUCUUGAUGAGGCUCAUGAGAGAAGUGUCUACACAGAUAUCCUCCUGGGAUUGCUCUCUAGAGUGGUUCCGCUGAGGAAGAAGAAGGGCAAUUCCCUGAAACUUAUCAUAAUGUCAGCUACUCUGAGAGUUGCAGACUUCACAGAAAACAAAAAGCUCUUCCGGACACCGCCUCCUGUGGUAAAGGUCGAAGCCAGACAGUUUCCAGUGACGGUUCACUUCAACAAAGUCACAGAAAGCGACUAUGUCCGGGAAGCCUUCCGGAAAGCCGUUAAAAUCCAUUCAAAAUUGCCAGAUGGAGGUAUCCUGAUCUUUCUCACGGGUCAGCAGGAAGUCCAUUAUCUCGUAAAGAAACUCAGAGCAAAAUUUCCCUUCAACGACCAGAAACAAGACCAGAAACCGCCAGCUCUUCCGGAAACCAAAACAGAAGAGCAGAAAGAAGAUUCUGAGGAUGAAUUUGACAUGGAGACAGCCAUCAGAAAAAUGAAAAAGGCCAGAAAGAAAUUUGCCAGAGAACUCUGCCUGCCAAAAAUCGAUCUAGACACUUACAAACUUCCCGGAGACGACACAGAAGCAGAUUUAAAUGACACUGAAGCACUGGAAGAGGACUUUUCCGAAGAUGAAGCAGAUCCCUUGGAGGAAGAAGCUCUGGAGAUUGCUACAAAACAGCCUCUUUGGGUCCUUCCACUCUACUCCCUCCUGUCCUCAGCGAAGCAAGAAAGGGUCUUCCAGCCACCGCCAGAAGGAGCUAGGCUCUGCAUUGUGGCCACAAAUGUCGCAGAAACUUCCCUGACCAUCCCUAACAUUAAGUACGUCAUAGAUUCCGGAAGACAAAAAACCCGGCUAUACGAUCCCGUGACAGGAGUUGAGGCAUUUGUAGUGAAGUUUACUAGCAAAGCAUCAGCCAAUCAGCGUAGCGGAAGAGCUGGAAGAAUGGGUCCUGGACACUGCUAUAGGCUCUAUUCUAGCGCUGUCUACAAUGAUGAAUUCCCGGAUUUCUCCAUUCCGGACAUCCUAAAGCGUCCAGUUGAUGAUAUUGUGCUGCAGAUGAAGUGCAUGGGAAUCACCAAAGUCAUCAAUUUUCCAUUCCCCUCGCCACCGGAUCAUGAUCAGCUUGAGAUGGCGGAGAAACGACUGAAAAUCCUCGGAGCUCUGGAAGAAUCAUCAGAGGGACUGAAAGUUAGCAAGCUUGGAGAGACAAUUUCACUCUUUCCUAUUGCUCCGCGCUUUGGAAAGAUGCUAGCGCUGAGCAAUCAGCACAAUCUCAUGCCCUACACCAUCUGCAUUGUUGCAGGACUGAGUGUGCAGCAGGUUCUCCUGGAGAACACCCAAGAUUCACAAAAUACAGACAAAUGGGCGAAAAAACGAAAAUCCUGGGCAAAUUCCGGAAACUUUCUCAGCUUGGGCGAUCCGAUGGUUUUACUAAGAGCCACAGGAGGCGCUGAAUAUGCAGGAUCACAGCACAAAUUGCCAGAAUUUUGUCAAAAAAAUGGACUGCGCCUCAAGGGUAUCACAGAAAUCAGGAAACUAAGAGUCCAACUGACAAAUCAACUCAAUCUCAACAUUCCCAAUGUUGAAGCUUCUGUGGAUCCCAAACUAGAACCUCCCACGGAUGAUCAAGCCAGAUUACUGAGACAAAUCCUGCUGGCAGGAAUGGGAGAUCGUGUAGCUCGCCGCGUUCCCCUGGAUGACAUCUCAGAUCCUAAAGAACGAUCCAAACUCAAAAGGGCCUACAACACUCCAGAAAUGGUUGAGCCUGUCUUUCUCAAUUCAUCUUCCGUCCUGGCCAAGGAAUUGCCCGAAUGGGUGAUUUAUCAGGAAGUCUAUGAAGUCAGUCUGCCACAGUCGAAAAUGUUCAUCAGAGGCAUCACGGAAAUUGAGCCUCAUUGGCUGCCAACCUACGUUCCUGCCAUGUGCAAUUUCCAGGAGAUUGCAGAUGAGAAGCCAAGGUACAACGGGAAAACCGGAAGUGUCGUGAGGAAGAUGAAGGUGACUUUCGGGAGGGCAGCGUGGGAACUGCCCGAUGCAGAGGUUAACAUGCCAUUUGCAGCUGAAACUUGCAAAUAUUUCGGAAUGUACCUGCUUUCUGGAGAAGUUUUUCCAUCUCUGUCGAAACACGUCCCUCAUCUCCUUUCAACUCCUGCUUCCCUGAUAAAGUCCUAUAGCAAAAUCAUCCCACGGGUUUCAUCGCUAAUCACAGCUCUUGUUAAUCGACAGAUCACAUCCAAAUCUAAAUUAAUUAGCGUUUGGAAGGAGGAUCCCAAUUAUCUACUAACUGAAUACCAGCAGUGGCUUCCGAGUAAGUUCUCAGGAGAAAUUGCAAGUAAUUGGCCUCCGUCAGAAUAAAAAGAAAGAUGCAGUAUGGCAAUAGAACUUUAUUAAGUGGUAUAAAACAGAUCAAAGGAUAUAAAACAGAAAUGACCAUCAAGACCCCCGAAAAAAAACGAUUGAAUUUUGAAAAUUUGAA